Messenger RNA from Brienomyrus brachyistius, 5978 nucleotides. RefSeq names its product period circadian clock 1b (gene per1b). Gene Ontology annotation, biological process: negative regulation of transcription by RNA polymerase II; entrainment of circadian clock by photoperiod; circadian regulation of gene expression. The transcript is spliced from 20 exons. The coding region runs from base 669 to 4862 and encodes 1397 amino acids. Gene Ontology annotation, molecular function: transcription corepressor binding; transcription cis-regulatory region binding. Lineage: Eukaryota; Metazoa; Chordata; Actinopteri; Osteoglossiformes; Mormyridae. The record is from RefSeq and is a predicted model, not a curated record. Gene Ontology annotation, cellular component: nucleus; cytoplasm.
UACUUCUCCGUGUCUGCUGGCGUGGGGAGGCAAGAUUUGUGUUGAACAAUAGGCAGUCAUAGGAAGACGUCAAGUCAACUAGUCUAACCGUUCGGAAGGAAUAUACCAGCUGGGAUUAAUGCACUUGUCUAUCUUGCUACUUGAUUUUAAGUAAAUUAGUGAUCUAACGAAGAACCUUAAAAGGAUAUUAUAUGCGACAAGUGAGCCAGACAAUUCAACGAAAGGGUCAGUUUGAGACCAAGGAACUACAAAACUGGAGCAAGAGAAGGAUAGAAAACGACAAAGAAUAUAGUCUUUUCCUUGAGAAGCAGUUCCGGUUGUCCUCCUGCCUGCUCUCUCUGCGCGGAUGGUUUUUAUCAGUAACUUAUUCUGCUAAUAAAUAUAAAAUCACAUUUUUGUGCUCAUCAGGGUGUCAUUACCUGGAAUCACAGAAUCUUCAUAGGAAUAAGAUUGAAAAGCUUGAAAGCCGGAUGCUUUGAUUACAUUUCGAAUUAGAAGCUUCUGCGGAAGCUGCUGGAUUGUGCAGAUAAAGUGGAUGAUACUUCCAUAAUUCUACUAGCAAAGCAUUUUCAAACAUGAUUCCGUUUUGUAGUCAGACCAGCCCGACUUAAUCUGGGAAGCUGAGAAUUUUUUUAAGAAGCCAAAAUCCAAACAAAUUUCCUUUUAAUAUGAGUGAUGACAAUUCAGACUCCGCCCCCAGCAGUGACCCACGGGGCACAGGGGGAGGAGCUGGAGAGGAGACUGCCCCCAGGGCUCUCUCUGGCUCUGGUGAGACUGCGGCCCCCCCGACGGGGAUUCAGGGGCCGCGAGGCUUAUCUAGGCAGCCGCCAGGCACUAGACCAGAUGACACUGAUGCCCUGUCUAGCGGGAAUGACUCAGCGGAGCGGGAGAGCGAGGGCCGGAUGGAAAGGCAGAGCGGAUCCCGGGGACGCCAGUCCACCUGUAGCUCCCAGAGCUCCUCGAGUCACAUUGGAAAAGAUUCUGGCUUAAUGCUGGAGACCACCGAGAGCAACAAGAGCUCCAACUCCCACAGCCCGUCGCCUCCCAGCAGCUCUGCAGCGUACAGCUUGCUGAGUGCCAGCUCCGAGCAGGACCACCCCUCCACCAGCGGCUGCAGUAGCGACCAGUCGGCCCGCGUGCAGACGCAGAAGGCACUGAGGAAGGCCCUGCGGGAGCUGAAAAUCCGGGUGCCGGCCGACCGUAAGGGCCGAUCGGGGACGCUCGACGCCCUCAAGUACGCUCUCAACUGCGUCAAGCAAGUGCGAGCCAACCAGGAGUAUUAUCGACAGUGGAGUGUGGAGGAGAGUCACAGCUGCAGUCUGGACCUCUCCACGUUCACUGUAGAGGAACUGGACAACAUCACCUCCGAGUACACCCUCAAAAACACAGACACCUUCACCAUGGCUGUGUCCUUCCUGUCGGGGAAGGUGGUGUACAUCUCACCGCAGGGCUCUUCUCUCCUGCGCUGCAAGCCGGACAGCCUGCAGGGGGCGCUCUUCUCGGAGCUGCUGGCCCCUCAGGAUUUGAACACCUUCUACAGUAACACGGCGCCAUGUCGGCUACCCCUGUGGUCUACCUGCAUGGGCUCAGGUCCCUCCCCCAUGGACUGUACACAGGAGAAAUCCAUAUUCUGCCGCAUAAGCGGCGGAUGGGUCUACCAGGGUGCGGUCCGGUACUACCCCUUCCGCCUGACCCCCUACAGGCUUACCCUGCGCGACUCGGAAAUGGCAGCCGCCCAGCCAUGCUGCCUCCUCAUCGCUGAGCGGGUGCACUCGGGUUACGAAGCUCCACGUAUCCCUCCCGAUAAGAGGGUCUUCACCACCAGCCACACUCCGAGCUGCCUCUUCCAGGAUGUCGAUGAACGGGCGGUCCCAUUGCUGGGCUACCUGCCCCAGGACCUGGUGGGCACACCUGUGUUGCUGUAUCUUCAUCCUGAGGACAGGCCCAUCAUGUUGGCCAUCCACAAGAAAAUCCUGCAGUUUGCGGGGCAGCCCUUCGACCACUCCCCCCUGCGCAUGUGUGCCCGCAGUGGGGAGUACCUCACUAUCGACACAAGCUGGUCCAGCUUCGUCAACCCCUGGAGCCGCAAGGUGGCCUUCAUCAUAGGCCGCCACAAAGUGCGAGCGAGUCCCUUAAACGAAGACGUGUUCAGCCCCCCUCAGGGUGGGGAGGGCCGGGCCAUGGUGCCCGAGGUCCACCAGCUGAAUGAGCAGAUCCACCGGGUCCUGGUGCAGCCCGUCCAUGCCAGUGGCUCCCAGGGCUACUGUAGCCUGGGCAGCAACGGCUCUCAGGAGCAACACAUGAGCGCCGCCUCCUCCAGUGACACCGCAGCUGAAGAGACCAUACAGCUGCGCAAGCCUAUGACAUUCCAGCAGAUCUGCAAGGACGUCCAUAUGGUGAAGACCAAUGGUCAGCAGGUCUUCAUAGAGUCUCGCAACCGCCCCCCACCCCGAAAAAAUCCCAGUCCAGCAGCAGUGGGCACCUUGGGAGCCACAGAGCCAGCAAGGCCAGUCAAGGAUGUGAGCAAAGAGGCUGCACUUCCAUCAGAAACGCUUACAGUGGAACCUGUGAGAAAGGAACCACCGACAACCUACUCUUACCAGCAAAUCAACUGCCUGGACAGCAUCAUACGCUACCUGGAGAGCUGCAACGUGCCCAACACUGUCAAAAGGAAGUGUGGCUCUUCCUCCUGUACAAUGUCCUCCACCUCCGAUGACGACAAGCAGAAGGAGUCAUCGGGCACCAGAAAACGCGCAUCGGUGGCCCUAGGGGCUGAUGGGACGGCGCUGCCCCCGCUGGCACUGCACAGUAAGACGGAGAGUGUGGCGUCCGUCACGUCGCAGUGCAGUUUCAGCAGCACCAUCGUCCACGUGGGCGACAAGAAGCCGCCCGAGUCGGACAUUGUCAUGGAGGAGGCCCCUCCUACUCCUACUCAGGCCCCGCCCCAGUUGCCACCCCCUCCUCCUCCUCCGCCCAUGCCUCUGGCAUCAGCAGCUCCACCAAGCCCCGCACCACCACCGCCAGACAGUCGGAGGGGGGUUGCGGGGCGGUUGGGCCUCACCAAAGAGGUGCUGUCGGCACACACACAGCAGGAGGAGCAGGCCUUCCUCAGCCGCUUCCGGGACCUGAGUCAGCUGCGUGUGUUUGACCCCAGCUCCGCCCCUCAGCGGCGCCACACAGCUACGCCCUUCGCCAAAGGGGUGCGCAGUUCCAGGGAUUAUCCUGUAGGGGGCAGCAGUGGACGCAGACGUGGACGAGGAGGCAAGAGGCUGAAACAGCAGAAGACGUCUGAUCAGAGCAGUUCUUUGGAACUGGGGGAGGCCGUUUCAGGCCAGUUACAGGGCAUGGCGGGGGAGCCUAAAGGCCCACACCCCCCUUCCCUGCUCCCAGGAGCAGCUACCUCUUCCUCAUCCUGGCCAGCCUCUGUAGGAUCCCAGGCCAGCCUGCCCCCUGUGGCACACCCUCCAGGGGUCCUGCCAAUGUUCCCCUUUUACCCCCCUCCCUUGGCCCAGCCUUUGGCCCCUGUUGCCCCUGACCCCCUUCAGGCCAGUUUGCGCUACCCCCUGCAGCCUCCCCCAUCUCUGGUUCCCCCAAUGGUGGCAUUUGUUCUGCCAAACUAUAUGUUCCCACAGCUGAACCCACCCAUGACCUCAAUGCCCCAGCCCUUCUAUAACCCAAAUCCUGGUUUCUCGUACCCGACUCCUGUCCCCGUACCUCCAGCUGCCCCCCCGGCCCCCGCCACACCUGCCCCAACCCCGUGUGCCCCGUCACGGUCCAGCACACCCCUAUCCUUCAGCCAACCACCACUUGACCGUGAGGGGGUGGAGUCUCCCCUCUUCCAGUCCCGAUGCUCCUCCCCCCUCAACCUGCUGCAGUUGGAAGAGUCACCUAGCAACCGGCUAGAAGUCACAUCAGUUCUGGCUGCCACCCAGCAGACCACACCUCCUGUUGGAGGGGCUGCGCAGGAGUGGACAGGGAAACAGGGAGGCACCACUGGGGGCCGGGUAUCACCCAACCAAAGCAACGGGACAGGAGAUUCCAAAGAGAAUGAGAAUGCAGAAGCAAAUGAGUCCAACCAGGAUGCCAUGUCCACCUCCAGUGACCUCUUGGACCUCCUGCUGCAGGAGGACUCCCAAUCGGGCACUGGCUCGGCCGCCUCGGGCUCAGGGUUUUCGGGGUCCGGUUCGGGGUCCUCGGGCUCUGGCUCCAAUGGCUGCAGCACCACAGGAAGUGGAACCAGAAGCAGUCAAAGCAGCCACACCAGCAAGUACUUCGGCAGCAUUGACUCGUCUGAAAACGACCACUCCCGCAGGCAGCCAGCAGGGGGCGCCGACGAAGAGCAAUUCAUCAAGUAUGUCCUGCAGGACCCCAUCUGGCUGCUGAUGGCCAACACUAAUGAAGAAGUGAUGAUGACCUACCAGUUGCCCAUCCGGGACAGAGACACGGUGUUGCGUGAGGACAGGGAGGCACUGCGCUCCAUGCAGAAGCACCAACCCUGCUUCACAGAGGGGCAGAAGCGGGAGCUGAGCCAAGUCCAUCCGUGGAUCCGCACGGGACGCUUGCCCCGGGCCAUCAAUGUGUCUGCAUGCGUCGGCUGUGAGUCUCACCCCUCUGUCAAGGAGGCCGCCCCGUUCGACGUGGAGAUCCACGAUAUGGAGCUGGGCACCGUGCUGGAGCCUGCCAAGGAGGGCGGUUCUGCACCAGUCGUUGGCGCCGCAUCGGUCACAGCCAUGGAGGAGGAGUCAGAGGGUGGAGCUACAAGCACCCACGUCAAUGACCAGGAAAUGUCAGUGGAGGAGCAGGAAGUGACCUCACAGGCCAACGAAGACGAGCGUCCUCUCUUAGCCAGUAUGGCCAACUGAACUGGGGGGAAGGCUGAUGGCGAAAGAUUAACAGGGUGCUGGUUAAUUUAACACUUCUGUUGUCCUGCCCACUGCCAGCGCAUGACUUCAGCAGAAGUGUAUGUGAAUAGAGACCACGUUAUCUUUUAUGCCUUUGGCUGGCGUGCGGUCUGUGUGUGUCAGUGCUGACAGUCCAGCUCCCAGCUCUGUACACGCCACGCGGCUUAGCACAAUAUUUAACAUUUUUAUCAGUUUUAUCAAAACUGGCCGCAGUUUGUUGUUGACACUACUUUCCAAGAAACUCAUCUCUGGAAAAAGUGAAAAAAAAGAAAGAAAAGAAUGAGAUAAAAGGAAAAAGUGAUCUAUCCUUGCCUUGCUACUUCGGAGGAAUGGUCAUUACUGAGUCUCUGGUCACUCAGAUAAUCAUGGAAAGCUCCAGUGUAAAUUGAUAUCUAAUCGAUUUUUAAUGAAUCUACUUUUAUUAUAUUUAUUUUAUGCUUAAGUUCGAGGCUCAGUGAAAGGCAAUGAAAUUGCACUAGGAAUGUUAUUAAACGGCUAAGAAGAAUUGAGCCCCAGAAUGCACUGCCCUUGUCCCAGAAUGCACUGCUUUCCCUAACAAAAUUGAGUUGCUGGUUGUUGCCCAGAUGGAAUUUACCACUGAGCUUUUUUUUGUUAAGCACCAGUUUAAAUUCCCAACUGUUUUCUUGUUUCUACUGAUGUUAAACUGUUAUCCCAAGUUUUUUUAGCCUAAGAAACACAGAUUAGACCAAAUGUUCACAAUUUUUUAAAAGUAUGUAUAUUUUUGUAUGUUGUAAAUAAUAUUAGACAUUUGGAGUGUUUUCAGGUCCGCAGCACAGAUUGUGACAAGGAGGGAAAAGCAAAUGGACGUAGGAGUAGAAGUCAUUUCCAUGGCACUUGGAUUGUGGGAGGAUGUUCUGUACUCUCCGACCUGCAGGGGGCAGCAGCCAGCACUGAUUUCGGUGACCCCGUUGUGCCCCUGGGUCUCAAUGUCACUUUCUCUGUGAGUCCUGCAGUCCCACUGUCGUGAGUGGAGUGUGAUUCUUCAUUGCAUCAGUGGUCAAGUUAUUUUUUGUGAUUUUAAAUUUUUUCUUUUUCUAAUAAAUGUGAUGAAAUAUA